UUGGACCAGGCACAAAUGGGGCAUUCUACCAAGCGCACAGCGCCACCUAUUGGAAUGCUCUACAAUCUCCAUGACUACGAUGUCAACAAAGCUUUCGAGUUUGAUGACAUUCCGAAAUAAUGCCAUAAUAAGCAAUAUUUUGGCUGGACAACAAAAUCCACCUCACCUCCCACCGCCCGGUAAUGUUUACUUAAUUACAGAAAUCUCACAGAGGCUAUGGCUGACAACGGCAGUGAAGUCAGGGUGUUUGUGCGCAUCCGCCCGACUGCACGUUUCGCUCAGGAGCUCAUUGAAUACUUACCAGAUGGAGAGACAAUCAAUAUCCGUCAAAGAAGAGAUUCUAAGAGGGAUGUGGUGAACAACCAGCUGAGCUCCAGGUCUUUCCGGAUGAGUGGAGUCCUGCAUGAUGUUUCCCAAGAGGACGUGUACAACACUGUAGCACACAAUGUUGUUCUUGGAGCACUGGAAGGCUAUAAUGGAACAAUUAUGUGCUUUGGGCAAACUGGGGCAGGGAAGACCUACACAAUGACAGGAGCCACUGAGAGCUACAGGCAAAGAGGCCUCAUCCCCAGAGCCAUACAACAGGUCUUCAGUGAGGUGGAAAAUCGUUACAGUUACUCUUUCACGAUCCAUCUGUCAUACCUGGAGAUCUACAAUGAGACUCUUUUGGACCUGUUGUCUUCAGUGCGCGGGACCAGGGCAGAGCCAGGUGGCCUGGCUGUGGUGGAGGAGGCACGAGGGGGCGUGUCAGUCAAGGGGCUCUCCCUACAUCCAGUCCAUAACGAGGAUGAAGCCCUGAACCUGCUGUUUGAGGGGGAGAUGAACCGUGUCAUUGGAUCACAUGCCAUGAACAAGAACUCAUCCAGGUCUCACUGCAUACUCACCAUUUACAUGGAGUCUCACUCCCGCACCUUAUCAGAUGCCAGGUAUAUCACCGCCAAACUGAACCUGGUGGAUCUGGCGGGGUCUGAAAGGUUGGGAAAGACUGGGUCUGAGGGUAAAGAGCAGAAGGAGGCCAUGAGCAUCAACAGGUCUCUUUCCUUCCUGGAGCAGACUAUCCUGGCAUUAGCUGACAGGCGUAGGGAGCAUGUACCCUUCAGACAGAGCAAGCUCACCCACUCUCUCAGAGACUCCCUGGGUGGCAACUGUAACACCAUCCUGGUGGCCAACAUCUAUGGUGAAGCUGCCCAUAUUGAGGAAACGCUCACCACACUGCGGUUUGCCAGUCGGAUGAAGUGUAUCAAGACUGAACCAGCAGUCAAUGAACACAUAGACCCAGUGGUGCAGAUGAAGAAACUGCAGAAGGAAGUCCAGCAGCUGAAGCAGGACCUAGCCAUUCAGAACAAUAUGUCAAACCGGAUAUCAGCGUCCUACGAGACACUCUCAGAGAGCCAGGUGGGAGAGAUUCAGGAGCAGGUGCAGAGAUUUAUGGAGGGCAGCCUGGAGGAGAUCAGUAUUGUGAACAACAGACAGGUUAAAGAAGUGUUCAAGCAGUUCAAACUGUCUGUUCAGCAGCAAGAGCAGAAGAUGAGGGAGGAGCUCAGCCAGAACAACAGCCUGGCGGAGAAACCCGAGAGCAUCCCCGGGUCCAUCGUGGGCAAGUCCAGGGGACCCAUGGGGACAGUGGGAGAGGUCGAAGGUCGUGGCUUUGGGGUUGGAGUUGCCACCUUGUCUCAGAGACACAUUGAUGCUCAGAACCCCGGCAAGAACAAAACCAAAAAAGCUAAAGAGAAUCAAGGUGGUCCUGUGAAGCAAACAGACGGUGCCCAUAGGAUGAACUCUGCCCAGGCUGCCCGGGAGAAUAUGAACGCUCCCUCUCAGGACCAGCAGGCUCUGGCAUCCUCACAGCUUUCCUCCAGAGCCCAAAGCGUGAUGGAGUCUCCACCACCUAAGGAGGAGGCGUUUGAGGACUUCAAAGAGGAGCAAGGGAGCGAGCUGAACCGCAUCCUGCGGGAGAACAAGGCCGUGCUGCUGGAGCGCCGGGCUCACGUCCAGGAGCUCACUAGCAGUGUCAACGCCACCAAGCGCAAGAUCGACCAGGCCACUGCCACCCUGCGCCAGAGCCAAGAGCUCAGGGACAGCCAGGGGCAGUUUGUGGGGUUAGAUGGAAAUCCUGUACUGGACGAGGCGGAGGUGACUCUGGUGCUGAAGCUGGGGGAUCUGAAGGCCCAGUACCGGCAGGACUACCAGGACCUGUCCGGCACUAGGGCUGAAGUCAGCUACUGCCAGCACCUGGUGGAUCAGUGCAGGAUUCGCCUGCUCACAGAGUUUGAGAGCUGGUACAGCGAAUCAUUCCUGCUGCCAGAGGAGGUGCAGGAAGUACUGCGGGCAGGAGGGACCAUCCGGCCUGGGCUGGUACCUGUGGAAAAAGCCUUAGCCCUGGAAGAGGAUGAGAAGGAGCGCUUUGAGCGUAUGCGUUAUAAAUUGUUGGGCGAGAGCCCAAGUGCUAUUUCCUUCUAUAAGGCCCACAUUCGAACAGUGAAGAGGAGGAGCAGUAACAGGAGCCAUGCUGGAAGCUCCAGGAGGAACAGCACACCAGCCAACCCAGUGAAAUUGCCCUCCAUUCUCCCAGUCACCUGAGGGGGGCGAUAACACACCACUACACAGACCCAUCCUCUUCCCACUGCACUCUCUAAAGGACUCAUCCUCUUCCUGCUGCACCCUUUAAAGGACCCAUCCUCUUCCCACUGCACCCUCUAAAGGCCCUCACCUCAACUCCUCCUACACUUCAUAGCACUGAAACGAGUAUUGACAACACAGAAAAACAC
Clupea harengus (Atlantic herring) is the source of this 2768-nucleotide messenger RNA. RefSeq names its product kinesin family member 9 (gene kif9). Gene Ontology annotation, molecular function: microtubule binding; microtubule motor activity; ATP binding. The record is from RefSeq and is a predicted model, not a curated record. NCBI's taxonomy places the organism in Eukaryota, Metazoa, Chordata, Actinopteri, Clupeiformes, Clupeidae. Gene Ontology annotation, biological process: microtubule-based movement.